Molecule: messenger RNA, 7474 nt
Organism: Sphaeramia orbicularis (orbiculate cardinalfish)
Lineage: Eukaryota; Metazoa; Chordata; Actinopteri; Kurtiformes; Apogonidae
Gene: ubr3
Product: ubiquitin protein ligase E3 component n-recognin 3
Biological process (GO): ubiquitin-dependent protein catabolic process via the N-end rule pathway; protein ubiquitination
Cellular component (GO): cytoplasm; ubiquitin ligase complex
Molecular function (GO): zinc ion binding; ubiquitin protein ligase activity
Source: RefSeq, a predicted model, not a curated record
AAAUGACCGAAUCCAUUCAUUAGCGGCAAUUUAACAUAGACUUAACAUAGAAUUUUAUUUGCAUCCGUACUUUUGGACAUUCGCCAGCAACAAGGACGUAUUGAGUCAUAUCGCGAGAAAACGCGAGAACAUGGAAACAAGACAACAAAAAUAAAUUUGUGGACAACAAGCCAGAGUGCAUGAUGGCGGCGUCGCUGCUACGCCGGGACAAGAAAGCUACUGCUGCCCACUUGAAGGCAGACUUAAACCGGACUGACAACAGCUCUGGGGUCCGACAACUUCAGGAGCUGCUGGACGCCGUGCUAAAUCCAGAAAAACCAGCAGCGGACACAGAGGCUCUUGACUGGUGUAAAUGUCUAAUUGCAGCAGGCGAAGGUUUCGAGGAGUUCUGCAAAACGGUCCGGUCCUAUGACAAUGCGACUCUGUGCGUGGUUUGGACGGCUAAUUUCGUGGCAUAUCGAUGCCGGACCUGUGGCAUCUCACCGUGCAUGUCACUGUGUGCUGAGUGCUUCAAUAAUGGAGACCACACAGGCCAUGAUUUUAACAUGUUUAGGAGCCAGGCUGGUGGGGCCUGUGACUGUGGAGACAGUAAUGUCAUGCGAGAGAGUGGGUUUUGCAGACGGCAUAGGUUGAGAACUGGGGAAAAUAUUCCCUCAAUACCUCAUGACCUCCUUUUGAUGUCAGAGAUUGUCCUUCCUCGCUUUAUCCUGUUUAUCAUACAGUAUCUGAGAGAUGGAUACACUGAACCAGACAGCUCAACCGAGAGAGAUCUACAAAUGUUGCAGCAACUGGAACCUCAGAUCUCUUUCCUAGAGGAGCUUACAAAGAUGGGAGGAGCAAUGAGGACUGUACUGACAAAGAUCUUGACCAAUCAGCAAACAUUCAAAGAAUUGAGCAUGGGCCAAGAAGAGAAUCUCUAUGCUAAAAAGAAUUAUGAAAAGUAUUUGUCAGCUUUGAAGAAUUCAGGUUUGGUGUCUUUGGAGGAGAAAAGCCAAGGUGCUACAGCUGAUGUCACUGUUGGCGCUGAAGGAGGUGCAGGAGCAAUGGUCUUAUUGGGAGCUUCUGUACCUGGAAGCCCAGAUGAGUCCAGUAAAGAGGAGGACCAAGACACUGGGCAGUCUGUUGGACAGAGAAAGAGGGUGAAGCUAAGUACCAGUACCAAAGACCUGUGUAUUAUUGAAUCUUUGAAGCAUAAAUGCUUUUUGGAGGAGUUGCUGUUUUGGACGAUAAAAUAUGAAUUUCCUCAGAAGAUGGUCACCUUCUCUAACAUGUUGCCAGAUCAAGAUUAUAAGAUCACUUUUACAAAAACAUUUGUCCAGCAUUAUGCAUUCAUCAUGAAAACGCUGAUGAAAAGCCAUGAGUCAGAUACCAUGUCCAACCGCAUUGUACAUAUUAGUGUGCAGCUGUUCAGCAAUGAAGAGCUGGCUCGGCAUGUGACGGAAGAGUGUCAGCUGCUGGACAUCAUGGUCGCAGUGCUCCUCUACAUGAUGGAGAGUUGCCUUAUUAAAAGUGAACUUCAGGAUGAAGAGAAUAAUCGCCAUGCUGUGGUGAACUGUAGUGAGGCCCUAUUGAAGAACAACACAUACUGGCCAUUAGUUAGUGAUUUUAUUAACAUCCUCUCACACCAAAGUGUAGCAAAAAAGUUCCUGGAAGACCAUUCAUUGUUGAUGCUGUGGAUGACCUUUGUUGCAUUUUUCCAAGGUAUGAACCUGAAUAAACGGGAGUUAAAUGAACAUGUGGAAUUUGAGUCUCAGACAUACUAUGCAGCUUUUGCAGCAGAGCUCGAAGCCUGUGCCCAACCAAUGUGGGGUCUCCUAACACAUUGCAAAGUAAAAGAGACACAAGAAUACACUAAAACUGUGGUUCGAUAUUGCUUGGAGACGUUGCAGGUCUGGUUUGACACCAUUGGCUUCAUUGAUGAGCCUGCUCCAAAUCAAGUGACAUUUCACCUGCCACUGCACCGCUACUAUGCCAUGUUUCUUAGUAAGGCUGUAAAAUGCCAGGAGUUGGACUUGGACAGCUUACUCCCCGACCCAGAGAUGCUCAUGAAGAUUAUGGUUCAUCCACUUCAGAUACAGGCAUGCCUCUCAGAGAUCCACAGCAACAUGUGGGUCAGGAAUGGUCUGCAGAUUAAAGGGCAGGCAAUGACCUACGUGCAGUCACACUUCUGCAACUCUAUGAUUGACCCAGACAUAUAUCUACUACAGGUUUGUGCAUCAAGACUAGAUCCUGACUACUUCAUUUCAAGUGUUUUUGAGAGGUUCAAAGUGGUUGACCUGUUGACCAUGGCAUCGCAGCAUCAGAAUGCUGUCCUUGACUCUGAGCAGGAGAGACCGAUGCUUGAAGGGGCACUAACUUUCCUGGUCAUUUUGACAAGUCUUCGUAUUCAUUUGGGUAUGACAGAUGAUGAGAUCCUUCGUUCUGAGAUGGUCUCUCAGUUGUGUAUGAAUGACCGUACACACAGUGCAUUAUUAGACCUUAUUCCUGAAAAUCCCAACCCUAAGAGUGGGAUUGUUCCAGGAAGCUGUAGUUUUGAAGAAAUGCUUUCUGCCGUGGCAGACUUCAAAGCUCCAGUGUUUGAACCAGGAGGCUCCAUGCAGCAGGGAAUGUACACACCUAAAGCGGAGGUGUGGGAGAAAGAGUUUGACCCCAUUAUGGUUGUCCUCAGGACAGUCUAUCGGCGUGAUGUCCAAUCCGCAAUGGACAGAUACUCAGCAUUUCUGAAGCAAUCUGGCAUUCACACCGGCAACCCGUGGCCACCGUACAAGGAGAGGACUCCUCUGCACCCAUGUUACAAAGGCCUAAUUAAGCUGUUGCACUGCAAGACACUGCAUAUUGUGAUAUUCACUCUCCUUUACAAGAUUUGGAUGGAUCAUCAGAACAUGUCUGAACAUGUGUUGUGCAUGGUGUUGUACCUGAUUGAACUUGGCUUGGACAAUCAGGUUCAAGACAACAAGGAGGAUGAGGAGCCUUGCAUCGAGGAGCACUGCCAUGACAGCUGGUUCCCUGGAACAAACCUCCUUUCCAAUCUGCACCACGUCAUUAACUUUGUGAGGGUUCGGGUUCCUGAGACGGCCCCUGAAGUGAAGAGAGAGGCCCCUCCCAGCACCAGCACCGAAGCCUCAUCUUAUGGGCAGAAUUCAAGGCGUCUUACAGGAAAUUGGAGAGAGAAUGUGCGUGAAGCUCAGGUGUUCAGCCUUGUGGCAGAGCGCAGGAGGAAGUUCCAGGAGAUAAUCAACCGCAGCAACACUGAAGCCACCCAGGUUGUUCGACCCAAAAGCUCCUCAACACGCUGGGUACCACCAGGAACACCACCCCAACUGGUAACAGAAAUCCUCGAGAUUCGGGAAAGUAUGCUGUCACUCCUCAUCAAGCUCCACCAGAAGCUAUCAUCCAGACAGAACUCGCUGUCAGCCUCCUGGUUAGAGGACAUGGAUACAAGCCGUCACGCUCAUGGAGAUGGCAUUACGGCCAUUGAGCGCAUCCUCACUAAGGCAGCCACUCGCAGCUGCCAAAUCAAGCGUAGCAUCCAGGAUAUUUGUGGAAAGGUUUGUCCUCCAGUGCCGCCAAAGAAGAACAGUCCCACUGACAAGAAGGCUAUGGAUAAAGAAGAGAGACGUCAGAGAGCUCGAGAGAGACAGCAGAAGCUGCUUGCUGAAUUUGCCUCCAGACAGAAGAGUUUCAUGGAAACUGCUAUGGAUGUUGAAUCACCUGACACAGAGGCAGCCAUGGACUUGGGACCCUCUGAAGUGAUGGAGUCUGAGGUCCUUUAUGACUGUGUGAUCUGUGGCCAGAGUGGACCCUCUACUGAGGACCGACCCACCGGCCUGGUGGUUCUUCUCCAGGCAUCCUCAGUACUUGGGCACCGCUGCAAAAGUAAAGAGGCUAAGAAGCUACCAACCACUGAUGAAGAGCAUAUCUACCCUGCAGAUACAUGUGGAGUGGCCAAUGACGUCAGGCUCACCCAAAUGCAGCGAUUCUUCAAAGAUAGUUCUUGUCUGCAGGCUGUAUCAAUAGGUUGGGAUGGGGGCGUCCUAUGUUCAAACCUGUGGACACCUUUACAUAUAGAUUGCCACAAGUCAUACAUGGAAUCUCUGAGGAAUGACCAGGUCCUUCAGGGUUUCUCUGUUGACAAGGGAGAAUUUACAUGCCCAUUGUGUAGGCAGUUUGCAAACAGUGUCCUUCCCUGUCGCCCGGGUCGGGGUACAGAGGCUGUGGCGUGGCAUGCACCACCAACAAGAAGAAUUGUGCUUGUUAAGGGAGGUGGAGCUCUUCAGGAAAAAUUAGGCUUUUGUUCACUGUGAACGGAGUCCAACUUGAGUAAAGAAAUGGAGCUGGUUAUCAAAGACAUCAAGAACACCACCCAGAAGAAAUACAUGGACUACGGCAAGAACCCCGGCUCCCCUGACAACGAUUUCCUCUUCAUGUACUCGGUGGCAAGGACUAACCUGGAACUGGAGCUUGUGCAUCGGGGAUGUAACUUGUGUUCAGGAGGAGCUAGUGCGGCUGCCAAACGCUCAUGUCUAGUAAAUCAGCUUUUCCAUGUGUUGGCCAUGCACAUGCGUCUGUACAGCAUUGAUUCAGCCUACAACCCCUGGACUAAGCUGACUCAGGUUGCACAAAGCAGGGAGACAGAUGGCUUUGAUGAAGAGAGACCUGAGGUGCCCAUGCUGUUUCGAGAUGUCCCGUCCCUCCUGAUUAUCUUUGUGCUGACCAUGCCACAACCUCUGCGUAAAGAGCACUUUACCUGUGUGGUGAAGAUGCUGUACAACCUGCAGUUCACCCAGGCUCUGGCUGCACUUUCAACCAAGUUCAGCUCAGAAGAAAGGCAGGCCUGGAGCACAUCUGGAGCACUUAAGAAGAGUUUCUGUGAACACCUGAGCUCCAGUGUGUGGUCCCCACAGUCUAUUGAGUUAACUCAGCAGUUCUGCCUGCCCUUCCUUCGCCUCUCCUGCCUUUUGCAGCAUCACCUUUAGGAGGACAAACCUGACGGCUGCCAGAAAGAGGAGGAGUUCUCGUCCUUGGCUGCUUGUUUGGGGCUCUUAUCCUCGGCCUCUCAGCCUUCCAACCCGUGCGACAGUGCCUCAUGUCUGGAGUGGGCGGUCAACGCUUUUGACUUAGUGACUCAGUUGUGUGCUGAGGUCACAGGACUCUCACAGAUGCAGGCUGAGCAAUCAUGACCCCUCCUCGUCCAGGAUCCUGAGUGGGCAGCCCCCCGCCUUCUCCAGCUACCUGACAACUAUAAUAUCAUCUUCCAGUACUACCAGAAGGCCUGCACUGCCUGCAAAAAGGUGCCAAAAGACCCUGCACUCUGCCUUGUUUGUGGCGCCUUUGUGUGUCUCAAGGGCGCAUGCUGCAAACCAGGAAUCUGUGAAUGUGUUUUGCACUCCCAACUUUGUGUGCAGCUACAGGCAUCUUUCUGUUGAAUAAACGCCUCAGUCAUCAUUAAUCGUGGACAUCGUUUCUGCUUGUGGGGUUGUUACCUGGAUGCCCACGGAGAGGAAGACCGUGAUUUACGCCGUGGCAAGCCUCUUUUCUUAUGUGAAGAGAGGUAUCGAGUAUUGGAGCAGCAGUGGGUUUCACACACCUUUGAUCACAUCAAUAAGCGUUGGGGGCCUCACUACAACGGACUCUAAGAUUUUCCGAAGUCCACUGAAAACCGCAACCCGUGACAGAAAAGUUUUUUUCUGACUUGUGUGUCUGCCUCGAUCAAAAUAUUUGGGAACUCUUAUGUGAAAACACAAACAUCCAUUGAGGGUUUUGCUGCCACAGCCUUGGUUAUGUGAAGUUUGGUGUACAAUCAUGCCUAAGAUUAACACGUGUGUUAAGUGAUUUAUUGUGUGGUUUUCAACAGGGAAAAUUUGCAAAGUUCGAAGUCAAAAGCACAACUCUGCCCAGCAGUUCAAUUGGUUUGGAUUGGGCUUUUAAAGCCUGUUACCUUUAUUUGGGCUGAAAAAAUAUAUAUCAUGUGCUGAAUGUCCCCUGCGAAGUUUAAUUACUUUUGCACCAUUUAUGAUGAUGUUAGUGCAUAUCCCUUUUAUUUAUCAAAAUGUGCGCUGCUGUGCUGGCAUGAGUUUCAAAGCUCCUGAUGAGUGUAGCGAUGUUAUUGCAAUGUGCACUCAUUGUCUGCUGACAUGUGAUGGUAGGCAGGACAAGUCCAUCAAACACUAUAGAGUUUUUUUGCAAACAAGCAAAGGCUCUUUUUAUGGGUCUAGUUGCAAUCCAUCCUCAGGAAUUUUUUUUGUUUUUGCUGUUAAAAUACGUUUUAGAUAUUUUAAAUAAAUGCUGCUGCUCAUUGUUCAAGUAAUUUAACUUUUGUGAAGAAAUUUUUUUUCUAAGGUUGUGCUUUGAGUUUACGGUAGAUGGCUGGGAAUGUUGACUCCAACUCUCUCUAAUAUUUAAGGAGGUAUGCGGUCACCUCAUUACGCUCACUGGCAGUUCUUUAGAUCCUGCCCUAGUCAGCAAUUUUCCCCCCUGGUUGGUUCUAAUGAUGAAACUCAGUUGCACUCUAGAUGGCUAAAGCUACAUCUGGUCAAAAUCAAUGAAGGAUCUAAGAUUCAUUGUCAUACCGUCUUAGACUUAGAGCUGAGUGAGUAUAUACAUGAGUUGUGUGCUACAAUCCAUUUUGAAGGCUAAAUCUCAUUUUACAGGAAGGUUCCUGCUGCACAUGGCAAGAAGCGAACCACAAAGUGAGAGCAGAAAUACUACAUUGGUCCUGUCAAGUAUUCUGUCAAGAUGUGAAUUCAAUGAAAUACAACUUGCUUUUGAGAUGAAAUGCCAAUACUCUUCAUUUCUGUGCUGUCAGAAAAAGUUUUUGCCCUGCUUUUGACAGUCAAGUCAUAACUGCAGUGCAAAACUUUAUUGUGCUGACUGCCCCUUUCUCGUGCAUCAACUAGUUGUAAGUUAUAGUGGCAUUCCAACAUUCAAGAUUAUCUGACUUGAGUAUCCGUUAUACACUGUGCAUGACAUCCUUUAAGCCACCAUUAUUUAAGUGUCUUAGCUACUUAUUUUUCUGGUUAUCUUUUUUUUUUCUGGAAGAGAGGAAAUUUAUCCUGUCGUGCCUGCAAGAUUAUUGUUAAUUUCGAGCGAUAACAACCUAUUGCAGUUGUCUCUGAAGUGUGGUUUUCAGACAUUUGGCCACAUGGCGCUGCAUCAAGUAAUCUUUAAGGAACAAGUUAACACUUGAAAAACUUCCUCUUGAAUUCAUGCAUGCUGCUUUUCUGUUUACUGAGUUUCCCCUCUCUUCUUGAUUUUUUGCAGUACCCACUUUGUAAAUGACCGCAACCAAAUAGCCAAUGAGUAAUGGGUGUAAAUUGUAACUGAAAGCUCUUGUGUGUUCUCCUGUAUGAAUGAUGAGAGAAUACAGUACAUUACUGUAGGUGCUGACUCAAACUUUCUGAGUUUGACCAGAAAGUAUUGACUUGGACAUUUAAUGCAAAAUGUAACAUAUGUGAAUAAAAUAUAAACACACUGA